GGAACUCCGUAAGCGCCUUGUAGUGGUGACGUGACAUUCUUCCUGGUUGCUUGGAUGCUGUUGGGGGAAAGACCGGGGAGCCGCGACUGGGGUCGGGCCGGAGCCUUCGGCGUCCUCCGGAGAGUCCCCCUCGCCUAGCCCGCUUGUUGUGGGGCCCUCGCCGCGGGGCCAGGCCCAGCCAGGCCGCCGCUUCAGGGCCAGAAAGCUUCCGUGUUUGAUCCCAUUUGAGCAGUUUCUGAAGUUGCCAAAAUGGUUCUAGCAGAUCUUGGGAGAAAAAUAACAUCAGCGUUGCGCUCAUUGAGCAAUGCUACAAUUAUCAAUGAAGAGGUUUUAAAUGCUAUGCUAAAAGAAGUAUGUACGGCAUUACUAGAAGCUGAUGUCAACAUUAAGUUAGUGAAGCAACUCAGAGAAAAUGUCAAAUCUGCUAUUGAUCUUGAAGAAAUGGCUUCUGGCCUCAACAAAAGAAAAAUGAUUCAGCAUGCUGUAUUUAAGGAACUUGUUAAGCUUGUAGAUCCUGGAGUCAAAGCAUGGACCCCAACAAAAGGAAAACAGAACAUCAUUAUGUUUGUUGGACUGCAGGGAAGUGGCAAAACAACUUCAUGUUCCAAGUUGGCAUACUAUUACCAGAGGAAAGGCUGGAAGACGUGUUUGAUAUGCGCAGAUACUUACAGAGCAGGUGCCUUUGACCAGUUAAAACAAAAUGCAACAAAAGCAAGAAUUCCAUUUUAUGGCAGUUACACAGAGAUGGAUCCCGUGAUUAUUGCAUCAGAAGGUGUUGAAAAAUUUAAGAAUGAAAACUUUGAAAUAAUAAUUGUUGAUACAAGUGGUCGUCACAAGCAGGAAGAUUCUCUGUUUGAAGAAAUGUUGCAAGUUGCUAAUGCCAUACAACCUGAUAAUAUUGUUUAUGUGAUGGAUGCUUCUAUUGGGCAAGCGUGUGAAGCUCAAGCAAAAGCUUUCAAAGAUAAAGUUGAUGUUGCUUCUGUGAUUGUGACAAAACUUGACGGUCAUGCAAAAGGAGGUGGUGCACUCAGUGCAGUUGCUGCCACAAAAAGUCCAAUAAUUUUUAUUGGUACUGGUGAACACAUAGAUGACUUUGAACCCUUUAAAACACAGCCCUUUAUCAGCAAACUUCUUGGCAUGGGAGACAUUGAAGGAUUGAUAGAUAAAGUAAAUGAAUUGAAAUUAGAUGACAAUGAGGCCCUUAUAGAGAAACUAAAACAUGGUCAGUUUACUCUGAGAGAUAUGUAUGAACAGUUUCAAAACAUCAUGAAAAUGGGACCCUUCAGUCAAAUACUGGGUAUGAUUCCUGGUUUUGGAACAGAUUUUAUGAGUAAAGGCAAUGAACAGGAGUCAAUGGCAAGACUAAAGAAACUAAUGACAAUAAUGGACAGUAUGAAUGAUCAAGAACUUGAUAGUACAGAUGGGGCCAAAGUUUUCAGUAAACAACCAGGAAGGAUCCAAAGGGUAGCAAGAGGUUCUGGCGUUUCCACUAGAGAUGUUCAAGAACUCUUAACACAGUACACCAAAUUUGCACAAAUGGUAAAAAAGAUGGGAGGCAUCAAAGGACUUUUUAAAGGUGGUGAUAUGUCAAAGAACGUAAAUCCAUCCCAGAUGGCAAAACUGAAUCAGCAGAUGGCUAAAAUGAUGGAUCCCAGAGUUCUUCAUCAUAUGGGUGGCAUGGCAGGAUUGCAGUCAAUGAUGAGGCAGUUUCAACAGGGUGCUGCUGGAAACAUGAAAGGCAUGAUGGGAUUCAAUAACAUGUAAAAAAAAAAGCCUUAAUAAACUGACCUGUUCAACUGUAUUUGCUGGAACAUCACUAAAAGAAUAUCUCCUUUUUGUUACAAUGGAGGAGAAUAUAAAUGCAGGAAAUGAUGCUUUUGAAACUUCAGUUCUGAAAGUUUCUAGAUUGAUUUCAAAAAAGUGGUUAUAUUUUUGCUUAAAUUAGUUUUUCUGUUUUAAUUUUGAUGUUACAUGGAGAGUUACAUUAAAAAGCAAAUCAUGUACAAAUUUAAUAUUUAGAGGAACUUUUUAAUUGCCUCAAGUGGCAGCCGUUAUAUUUGUAAACAAUUCAGAUCUUUGCCAGUAUGUCACAAAUAUACUGUAAAAUAAACAAGUGGUUGUAAAUUUAAGAAUUGAAUUUUUAUGACUUUGCACUGGGAUUCAGAAGAAAGCUUUGUUGCAAGGAAAUAAAGCAUUUGCCAGUGUUGACCUGCCUCCAAGAAUGUA
Molecule: messenger RNA, 2226 nt
Organism: Pogona vitticeps (central bearded dragon)
Lineage: Eukaryota; Metazoa; Chordata; Lepidosauria; Squamata; Agamidae
Gene: SRP54
Product: signal recognition particle 54
Biological process (GO): SRP-dependent cotranslational protein targeting to membrane, translocation; SRP-dependent cotranslational protein targeting to membrane
Cellular component (GO): signal recognition particle, endoplasmic reticulum targeting; cytosol
Molecular function (GO): GTP binding; GTPase activity; endoplasmic reticulum signal sequence receptor activity
Source: RefSeq, a predicted model, not a curated record